Messenger RNA from Temnothorax curvispinosus, 649 nucleotides. RefSeq lists its product as uncharacterized. The transcript has 3 exons. Bases 1 to 618 code for a protein of 205 amino acids. The record is from RefSeq and is a predicted model, not a curated record. NCBI's taxonomy places the organism in Eukaryota, Metazoa, Arthropoda, Insecta, Hymenoptera, Formicidae.
AUGAUUCCGCCGCUGUUGCUGCUGCUGUUGCUGCUACUAUUGCUGCUACUGCUGCUGCUGCUGCUGCUGUUCCUGUUGCUGACCAGCCGAUCGACGAUGAAUCGACUCGCCGACGACGUCGACGUCGACGGUGCCCGGGUGUCACACGCGGGCGGCUCGUCGCUGGGGACGACGCCGACCUCUCUGGAACCUCGGAAUGCGCGAUCGUAUAUAUAUCCGACGAUAAUACGACUCGUGCGGGAUUCGCGCGGGCUUCCGCCGGGUUUCACUCGGAGGCUGGCCAUCGAUCUGCGGUUUCAUCCCCGCAGGAAAACGCAGAAACCGGACCGAGCCGUACUAUUUAGGGUGGCGCGAGCCGCGAGACAGAAUCCGUCGCCUCAUCUCGCUGUCCUCCGCUACGGCGCGCUUCAGAUUGGAGGCACGAGCUACGAGCUGCAGCUUGAUCCUAAGCCGGUCAACUGGAAACUUGUAAGUGAAAAAGGAACCGACAAAACAAACGGAAGAGGGAAGACUUCGGCUCUCGUACGAUAUAGUCAAAUCGGCACUGACUCAGAUAAAAGAAUACAUUCGGACAACAUCAUGCGACCAGGUAAUAAAUACCAUAAGAUCUCCUUAUAAUAUAACUAUUUGACCUUCGUACUUUUGGCAA